AUGGCCCCACCAGAUAACGAAAGUGCGCUGCCCACGCCUCCCACGUCUCGGAAACCCACGGGAACAUACUCUGCGCAGCAAUAUCGGCACCUCGUGACGAAGGUGUACCAGGAGAAGAACCCCGCCAUGCUCGGCGACCUGGCUUUCAUCUUCACCAAGUACGAGGGCCGAGAGGCCAGGAUGGCAAGUUCCGAUUCCUUUGCGAAGGUUGCCACUGUGGGGGUUGUGAGUGCAGCCGCAGGGGCGGCCCUGGCCUAUGCCGUGUCAAAGGGCCCCGCCCCUGUGGAGAAGCCGAAGAAAGUUCAACUCGACCCACGGAUCGCAGCCGUAUUGGAGGCUGCUCGUGCCGAGUGUGGCGAGGGCAAGUGGGGUCCCGAUGAUGGCGCCACGGCCACCGCUUGGGUUGCCUACCAGAUGUCGGACAAUGCGUUCAUUUUCCCCAUCACGCCGUCCACGCUCCUCUCGGAGAUGUGUGACACCUGGUCGGCAGGUGGCGUCCAGAAUGCUUUUGAGCAGGUGACGAAGAUCACCCAGCUGCAGUCGGAAGCAGGUGCUGCAGGUGCAAUGCAUGGUGCCUUGGCGGUCGGUGGGCUUGCCACGACCUUCACGGCCUCUCAAGGGCUUUUGCUGAUGGUCCCCAACAUGUACAAGAUCGCCGGUGAGUUGACUCCCUGCGUCAUGCAUGUGGCCGCCCGUGCUGUGGCGGGACAGGCCCUGAGCAUCUUCGGCGACCAGAACGACAUCCAAGCUGUGCGCUCCACGGGCUUCGCAAUUUUGUUCGGGAGCACCGUGCAGCAGGCCCUGGACUUCGCGCUGGUCUCGCACAUUGCCACGCUCCGCUCCCGGGUGCCCUUCGUGCAUGCCUUCGAUGGCUUCCGCACGUCGCAUGAGAUCCAAAAGAUCCAGGCCUACCCGAAGGAGAUUUUUCAAAAGGUCGUGGAGCUCCUGGCCCCGGAGAUCGAUGCCCACCGCUCCCGGGCCCUGAACCCCAACCACCCCCACGCACGGGGCACGGCGCAGUGCGACGACAUCUACUUCCAGGCCGUGGAGGCCGCGAACAAGUACUACCUGGAUGUGCCCGAAGUCGUCGAGGAAGCCUUCCUCUGGAUCGAGAAGCUGAGCGGACGUAAGUACUCCCUCUUUGAGUACGUGGGGAACCCUCGUGCCAAGUAUGUGCUGAUCCUCAUGGGCUCCGGUGCCGGGGUCGUGGAGGAGUACCUGGCCAAGAUGGGUGACAAGGCCAAGGACUGCGGUUGCCUCAACGUCCAUCUCUACAGGCCCUGGAGCGAGAAGCACUUCCUGGCAGCCCUUCCAAACCUGUCAUCCCUGAGGGCAGUGGCCGUGUGCAACAAGAUGAAGGAUCCUGCGGCCCACGGUGAGCCUUUGUACCUGGACGUUUGCACCUCCCUUCAGAGGGCGAAGUGCUCGGCCAACGUCAUCAACGGCCGCUACGGCCUCUCCAGCAAGGACUUCACGCCGGGCAUGGUGGAUGCCAUCUACAACAACCUCCGCUCCCGAAAUCCGAAGCAUCCCUUCACUGUGGGUUUGGAGGAUGAUGUGACCCACUACUCCCUCCCCUUUGGCCGAAUGGAGACGGUCCCCUCACACACGAAGCAGUGCAUCUUCUGGGGCUUCGGUAGUGAUGGAACAGUGGGCGCCAACAAGAACACCAUCAAGAUCAUUGCGCAGAACACGCCCCUCUAUGCCCAGGGCUACUUCAAGUACGAUGCGCUGAAGUCAGGCGGUGUCACGAUCUCGCAUCUUCGAUUUGGGCCGGAGCCUAUCAAGGGAAGCUACCUCAUCGAUGCUGGCUGCAACUACCUGGCCAUCCACAAGAAGGAAUACAUCUUCAGCUUCUUCGCGGAUCUGAUGCUGGGCCCGCUGGCGGAUGGAGGCACUCUGGUCCUGAACUGCCCGUGGUCCGAUGCAGAGCUGACGUCCGUUCUUCCGGCGCCCUUCCGCAAGAUCAUUGGGGAGAAGAAGCUGAAGGUCAGCGCCAUCGAUGCCAGUGCAGUGGCGAAGCGAACGGGAAUGGGCAAGCUCAUCAACAACAUCAUGACGGCAGUCUUCUUCGAAUUGUCGGGGGUGCUCCCCACGGAGCAGGCCCUGUCUCUGCUGAAGGACGCGGUGAAGAAGACCUACAAGAACAAGGGCGACGCGAUCGUCAACCAGAACAUCAAGGCCGUGGAGGCGGCCAUCGAGGCCUUGCGCACCGUCGACUACGACGCCUCCGCCUGGGCGGCGUUGGAGUCGGAUCCCAAUGUGGUCUACGCCAAGACCCGUGUGGAGACCCCGCCGACCUACGUCACGGAGGUCUUGGACAAGGUCCAAACCAUGAGAGGCCACGAGCUGAAGGUCAGUGAGGUCGAGGCCGAUGGUUGCGUGCCGCUCUCACAGACGCGCUACGCCAAGCGCGGCGUGGCCGAGUCCGUGCCGGUGGUGGACAUGGACAAGUGCAUCCAGUGCAACGUUUGCAGUGCCAUUUGCCCUCAUGCCGUGAUCCGGCCCUUCCUGCUGUCACAUGCGGAGCUCAAGAAGGCCCCCGAAGCGUUUGAUGCACGCAAGGCCACGGGUGGGAACACCUAUGCCGGACUGCACUUCCGCAUCCAAGCCUCUCCGAACGACUGCACUGGCUGCGAGGUCUGCACCAACGCCUGUCCAGUUGGAGCUUUGUCCAUGCUACCCCGCGUGGAGUCACUCGACAAGGGCCACGGUGACAACUGGGACUACGCCAUGACGAUUCCGAACCGCGGCAAGCGCUUCGAUGCCAAUACCCUCAAGGGCUCCCAGUUCCAGGAGCCUUUGCUGGAGUUCUCGGGUGCAUGCGAAGGAUGCGGCGAGACGCCUUAUGCUAAGCUUGUGACGCAAAUGUUCGGCAAGCGCUUGAUUGUCGCCAAUGCCACAGGCUGCAGCAGCAUUUGGGGAGGAACUGCCGGCUGGGUUCCCUAUGCCACGGACAAGGAGUCAGGCAAGGGCACCGCCUGGGGCAACUCGCUUUUCGAAGACAACGCAGAGUACGGCCUGGGACAGGUCAUCCACGUCCGCCAGCGCCGCCGCCAGCUGCGUGACCGCGUGGAGGCCGCUCUCGCAAGGGCCGGGAAGUCCCUGAGCGUCGCGCUGCGGAGCCUGCUGGAGCAGUGGCUGGAGUUUGGGGAGGACGGCAUCAUCUCGGAGCGGUUGAGCGAUGAGAUCCUGCCUCUUCUAGAUGCCGAGCAGGGGAAGGCCAAGGAGAUUGCCGAGCUCAUCCGCCUGAAAGACAUGUUCACUAAGCCUUCGAUGUGGAUGUUCGGCGGAGACGGUUGGGCCAACGACAUCGGCUAUGGUGGCAUCGACCACGCGAUUGCCAGCGGCAACAACGUGAAGAUCGUGGUGCUGGACACCGAGGUCUACUCCAACACCGGUGGCCAAUCGUCGAAGUCCACGCCCAUGGGAGCUGUGGCCAAGUUCGCUCAGGCCGGCCGUGAUCAGCGAAAGAAGGACCUCGGGGCCAUGGCAAUGGCCUACCAGCACGUCUAUGUUGCUUCGGUGGCCAUUGGUGCGAAUUACAAGCAGUGUGUUGAGGCCUUCGCCGAAGCCGAGAAGUACGAUGGGCCGGCCUUGUUGAUGUGCUAUGCCCCGUGCAUUGAGCACCGCUUCUUCAAGACAGGUCUCUCCGCGAUGUCCUUGGACCAGCGCGAUGCUGUCGAGUGUGGCUACUGGCCCCUCUACCGCUUCAAUCCGCAUCUCGCGAAGGUCGGCGACAACCCCUUCAUCCUCGACUCCAAGAAGGUCACCGGGGACGUCAUGAAGUUCCUGAACCGCCAGAACCGCUAUGCCCAGCUCGUGAGGAGCUCGCCCGCAGUGGCGGAGAAGCUCCAGGGGGAGCUGCAGACGUACCUGAAGCAGCGCCAUGCCAGCCUCAAGGCCAAGGCUUCCGAACUCUCCCAGGAUGUGGCGGCUCUGAAGGAUGGCUUGAAGCAGGCAAACUCCGUUUCCGAGCCUCUUCUCAUCGCCUUCGGCUCGGACACGGGCGUCACGGAGCAGGUGGCCAAGAAGUUCGCAGGCCUCUGCGCGGAGAGGGGGGUCCAGGUCCGGAGGACCUGCGACUUGGAUGAGGUCAGCGACAUGGAGGAGCUGAAGUCCGCUGCGCUUGGAGCGACCAUGGUGGUGAUGUGCUCGACCUGCGGCCAUGGCGACUUCCCACAGAACGCCGGGCUGUUCUGGAGCAGCCUGUCCGCAUCGACUCUGGCACCCAAGGAGCUCGACUGCGUUCGCUUCUGUGUCUUUGGCAUGGGCGACCGAUCCUAUGCUGAUUCCUUCUGCGAGGCAGCGAAGAAGAUCGAAGAGCGCUUCGUGCAGCUAGGUGCCACGCGCAUCUUGGACAUGGGCAUUGGUGAUGACCGGGACGAGGACAAGUGGGAGACGGGCUUUACAGCCUGGCUUCCAAAGUUUUGGGCUGCUAUCAAGGCCCCUGAGCCUGUGGAUGACGGUAGGCCAAAGGCUCCUCUCUUCGAGGUGAAGUACCACGAGAAUGCUGCAGGCGUCACGGCGCCCAUGGUCCCUCCUGGUGCUCAGCUGCUGACGGUGACGGAGAAUCGACGCCUCACUCCCAACGAGUACGAGCGUGACAUCCGCCACCUGGCUUUGAGCCUCCAGGGCGUGGACUUUCCCUUCGACCUCGGCGACGCCGUCGCCUUGUACCCAGAGAAUUUGCCCCAGGACGUGGAUGAAGCACUCAAGUUCCUGGAUUUGGAUGGCGACAAGGUCAUCAGCGUCAAGUGCGUCGGCGAUGUGUCGGAGCGCCACCGUCGUUGCUUCGACCAGCGUGUGACGAUUCGGCAAGUGCUGACGAACAUGAUCGACCUCUUUGGCCGUCCAUCUCGUUCCUUCGUGACAGAGCUUGCCCGCUUCGCCAACAACGCCGAUGCCCAGGCACUCCGGAGACUAGGUUCGCCGGCCGGCAAUACCGCCUGGACCGCGCUGGUCGACGAGUGCCCAUCCUUCUUCGACAUCAUGAAGAAGUACCCCAGUGCGAAGAUGCCUUUGGAGCAGCUGAUCUCCGUGCUCCCCAUGAUCAAGCCGCGCAUCUACUCCAUUGCCUCGGAUGCACGCUACAGCCCGAAGGCCGUUGAGUUCACGAUCGUCAUCAACCAGUGGAAGUCCAAGGCGACCGGUGCUGUGAAGACAGGCACCUGCACCAAGUUCAUCCAGCACAUGCCGGUGGGCAGCAAGGUGCCCUGCGCGGUCGUCUGCGGUACGUUCCAGUUCCCGAAGGACGACGUCACCCCAAUGGUCAUGGUUGGCCUCGGAACGGGCAUUGCCCCUAUUCGCUCCUUCAUGCAGGACAAGCUGUACAAGAAGAGCCGUGGAAUCAAAACUGGACCCAUGGUGGUCUUCUACGGCUGCCGGCAUGAAAAGGAGGAGCUCCUCUACAAGGAGGAGUGGAAGAUGUACGAGAAGGAGGGCAUCUUGACGGCGCUGGUGGGCGCUUUCCAGUUCGACAAGCCCCACUACCCACCGAAGCAGAUCUUCGUUUCGGAUAAGAUGGCAGAGCGGCCGGAGCUUAUCAGCGACAACCUUUUGGAGAAGGGUGGCUACUUCUUCAUGUGUGGGCCAGCGGUCGCCACGCCGUCGGUGCAGAAAGCGCUCAAGGCGGCAUUGGUGAAGCACGGUCAGAACUCCUCGAAGCCCCAGAAGGACAUGUGGCCCACGCCGAAGACGGAUGCCGAAGCCGAGCUGUGGUUCAAGGACUUCAUGGCUGCAGGACGCUACUCGGAGGAGUCCUACUGA
This is a messenger RNA of Symbiodinium sp. CCMP2592, 5769 nucleotides long. Lineage: Eukaryota; Dinophyceae; Suessiales; Symbiodiniaceae. The record is from the annotation of a GenBank genome assembly.